CUCACCUGUGACGCGGGAACAGUGAUACACGUCAUACAAGUUGCGGGAGGACACCACACAGAUAACAGCUGUACAGUGUCAAUGAACACUUCACUAUGUAAUGAAGUUACAUAUUCAAAAUGGAUAUUCACACUAUGUAACGGGAAGUCGCAGUGUGAACAUGACGUGCUGAAAUCUCGUGACUUCCACAAAUGCAAGAACAUUACAGCAGCACAAGUGAAGUACAACUGUGUGAACAACAACUCGACGCUGGAUAUGUGCACUGACGUCUCCCUGGAACGAAAUACAUCCAGUUCGGUUAUAUACCUGAAAAGCCCCGGAUUUCGAGACUCACUUGCAUCUAAUAAAGAAUGUACGUGUAUUGUGAAAACAGAAGGAAAUUUCAUGAGAUUUCAAAUUCUGGAUUUAAGUUUUUUGUACAAUGAUUCUAAAGGCGAACAUCCCAGUUUCACAGCAAAUAAUGCUGACAAGACUUUGUGGGACACAGAAAAAGAGAGAAACCUGUCUUGUCCAGCUUUGACAUGUUCAUCUUUCAAAAAACAAAAGCUUAACAUCACCAACGGACAAAAACAUGUUCAAAUAUUUUACAACAACAAAAAUCUGUCUCAACAAAAUCUGUGGAUAGAGAUAACAGGUAAGUCUACCAUUUACUGUUGUAACAACUCGACGCUGGACAUAUGUACUGACGUAUCCCUGGAACGAAAUACUUCCAGUUCGGUUAUAUACUUGAAAAGCCCUGGAUUUCCAAACUCACUUGCAUCUGAAAAAGAAU
This is a messenger RNA of Gigantopelta aegis, 772 nucleotides long. RefSeq lists its product as uncharacterized. The annotation marks the transcript as partial. The transcript has 3 exons. The record is from RefSeq and is a predicted model, not a curated record. Lineage: Eukaryota; Metazoa; Mollusca; Gastropoda; Neomphalida; Peltospiridae.